Nycticebus coucang (slow loris) is the source of this 5497-nucleotide messenger RNA. It is a transcript of the gene SETDB1, whose product is annotated as SET domain bifurcated histone lysine methyltransferase 1. Gene Ontology annotation, cellular component: nucleus. The record is from RefSeq and is a predicted model, not a curated record. The coding region runs from base 1248 to 5117 and encodes 1289 amino acids. Gene Ontology annotation, molecular function: DNA binding; protein binding; zinc ion binding. The transcript has 22 exons. Gene Ontology annotation, biological process: negative regulation of gene expression; heterochromatin organization. Lineage: Eukaryota; Metazoa; Chordata; Mammalia; Primates; Lorisidae.
CUUCCCCUUCCCUCCCUCACGCUUUUUCCCCUCCCCCUGCUCCCUUUUCCCUUCGGUUUCGCUCUUUUCGGUCGAGGCCGACCCCUGGGUCGUGAGUCUAGAGUCUGGUUGGUGAAAAAGAGCCCUUGUAGCUGGAAGGAGGGACGCGUGGGGAAUACUGUUACUUGAGUUAUUUGGAGACCAAAAGCUUAUCUGGGAUGUUUUGUGUGUGGAAGGAGGUCUACCCGAGAGGCGGCGGGGGCGGGGCUGAGCUGGGUUUGCGGAUGAGUGGGACGCACCGGUAAAAUAGGUAGCACGGCGGAGGGCUUGUUUGUGGGCAAGGGGAAAAUGGAGGCACUGAGAAUUGGCAUUAGCUUUCCCUUAACCGUUUGAUCGAAAAAUGAAUGUGUGUAGCCGAGCGUUGUGGCGGGCGCCUGUAGUCCCAGCUAUUCAGGAGGCUGAGGCAAGAGAAUCGCUUGAGCCCAAGAGUUGGAGGUUGCUGUGAGCUGUGACGUCACGGCCCUCUACAGGGUGACAAAGUGAGACUCUGUCUCUCAAAAAAAAAAAAAAAAAUGUGUGGGUUAUUUGGAUCGUGGAUAUUAGGCAGUCUUAUUUUAUUCCCAGAUUGCUUUAUUUCCCUUUACUUUGGGAAGCAAACUUUUGUGUGCUUAAAUGUUACAGGCUUUUAGAAAGGUAGAUUUCCACACAGAAGCAAAGUAAUAGAUGGAAAAUUAUCCAGGUGUGGUGGCGGGCACCUAAAGUCCCAGUUCCUAUCAAGGCUUAGGCAGAAAUACUGGAGUUUGAAGUUCCUAGGAGCUAUUACGAGGCCAUGGCACUCUGCUGGGCAACAGAGUCAUACUCUUGUGUCAAAAAAAAAAAAGAGAGAGAGAGAGUUCCUCUGUAAGGGGAACAAGUGAUGAAAGGGAAAACGCCAACAUUGAAUUAGUUAUACAUCAAUGCCUGCGUUAGGCAGGGGUUUUAUUCAAAUUAGAGAUAACAUAUAGACAGAUUCGCAGCGUUAAUUAAGGAACACAUUAAGUCACAGUAUGUUCUUCGGUACUCAAUAAGUUCUCUUGAUUUCCUAGAACAUUGUUUUCAGUAGCUUUCUAUUGCAUAAUGAAUGUUUUCUAUGACUUCUCAAACUUUUAAAUCUUAUUCAGGCCUGUUAGUCUGUAGCAGAUGAUGAGAAUGCUACUAAAUCUCGGCAUCAGAUUCUGGAGAAUAAGGAGAGAGAAAAUAAGACUAUUUGAAUAACAGAGGACGAAAAUAUGUCCUCCCUUCCUGGAUGCAUUGGUUUGGAUGCAGCAACAGCUGCAGUGGAAUCUGAAGAGAUUGCAGAGCUGCAACAGGCUGUGGUUGAUGAAUUAGGUAUUUCUAUGGAGGAACUUCGACAGUUUAUCGAUGAAGAACUGGAGAAGAUGGACUGUGUACAGCAGCGCAAGAAGCAGCUAGCAGAAUUGGAGACAUGGGUAAUUCAGAAAGAAUCUGAAGUGGCUCAUGUUGACCAACUCUUUGAUGAUGCAUCCAGGGCAGUGACUAAUUGCGAGUCUUUGGUGAAGGACUUCUACUCCAAACUGGGCCUGCAAUACCGGGACAGUAGCUCUGAAGAUGAGUCUUCCAGGCCUACAGAAAUAAUUGAGAUUCCUGAUGAAGAUGAUGAUGUUCUCAGUAUUGAUUCAGGUGAUGCUGGCAGCAGAACUCCAAAAGACCAGAAGCUCCGUGAAGCCAUGGCUGCCUUAAGAAAAUCAGCUCAAGAUGUCCAGAAGUUCAUGGAUGCUGUGAAUAAGAAGAGCAGCUCCCAGGAUCUGCAUAAAGGAACCUUGAGUCAUAUGUCUGGAGAACUAAGCAAAGAUGGUGACCUGAUAGUCAGCAUGCGGAUUCUGGGCAAGAAGAGAACUAAGACAUGGCACAAGGGCACCCUUAUUGCCAUUCAGACAGUUGGGCCAGGGAAGAAGUACAAGGUGAAAUUUGACAACAAAGGAAAGAGUCUACUGUCGGGGAACCAUAUUGCCUAUGAUUACCACCCUCCUGCUGACAAGCUCUAUGUGGGUAGUCGAGUGGUGGCCAAAUACAAAGAUGGGAAUCAGGUCUGGCUCUAUGCUGGCAUUGUAGCUGAGACACCGAAUGUCAAAAACAAGCUCAGGUUUCUCAUUUUUUUUGAUGAUGGCUAUGCUUCCUAUGUCACACAGUCUGAACUGUAUCCCAUUUGCCGGCCAUUGAAAAAGACUUGGGAGGAUAUAGAAGAUAUCUCUUGCCGGGACUUCAUAGAAGAGUAUAUCACUGCCUACCCCAACCGCCCUAUGGUGCUGCUCAAGAGUGGCCAGCUUAUCAAGACUGAGUGGGAAGGCACCUGGUGGAAGUCCCGAGUUGAGGAGGUGGAUGGCAGCUUGGUCAGGAUCCUCUUCCUGGAUGACAAAAGAUGUGAAUGGAUCUAUCGAGGCUCUACACGGCUAGAACCAAUGUUCAGCAUGAAGACAUCCUCAGCCUCUGCACUGGAGAAGAAGCAGGGGGGACAGCUCAGGACACGUCCUAAUAUGGGUGCUGUGAGGAGCAAAGGCCCUGUUGUCCAAUACACACAGGAUCUGACCAGUACUGGGACCCAGUUCAAGCCAGUGGAGCCCCCACAGCCUACAACUCCACCUGCCCCACCUGUUCCACCUCUGUCCCCUCAAGCAGGUGACAGUGACUUAGAAAGCCAGCUUGCCCAGUCACGGAAGCAAGUAGCCAAAAAGAGCACAUCCUUCCGACCCGGAUCUGUGGGCUCUGGUCAUUCCUCCCCUACAUCUCCUACACUCAGUGAAAAUAUCCCUGGUGGAAAAUCUGGGAUCAACCAGACCCACAGAUCACCUUUAGGCUUAACAACCUCUGCCCCAGCAUCCUCAGCAACCCCAGCCCCUCCAGUACCCCCAGCCUUCCAUGGCAUGCUGGAGCGGGCCCCAGCAGAGCCCUCCUACCGAGCUCCCAUGGAGAAGCUUUUCUACUUACCUCAUGUCUGUAGCUAUACUUGUCUGUCUCGGGUCAGACCUAUGAGGAAUGAGCAGUACCGGGGCAAGAACCCUCUGCUGGUCCCACUGCUAUAUGACUUCCGGCGGAUGACAGCUCGGCGUCGAGUUAACCGCAAGAUGGGCUUUCAUGUUAUCUAUAAGACACCCUGUGGCCUCUGUCUUCGGACAAUGCAGGAGAUUGAACGCUACCUUUUUGAGACUAGCUGUGACUUCCUUUUCCUGGAAAUGUUCUGUUUGGAUCCCUAUGUUCUUGUGGACCGGAAGUUUCAGCCCUAUAAGCCUUUUUACUAUAUUUUGGACAUCACCUAUGGGAAGGAAGAUGUUCCCCUAUCCUGUGUUAAUGAGAUUGACACAACUCCCCCACCCCAGGUGGCCUACAGCAAGGAACGGAUCCCAGGCAAGGGUGUUUUCAUUAACACAGGCCCUGAAUUUCUGGUUGGCUGCGACUGCAAAGAUGGAUGUCGAGACAAAUCCAAGUGUGCCUGCCAUCAACUAACUAUCCAGGCUACAGCCUGUACCCCAGGGGGCCAAAUCAAUCCUAACUCUGGCUACCAGUACAAGAGACUAGAAGAGUGUCUCCCGACAGGAGUAUAUGAGUGUAACAAACGCUGCCAAUGUGACCCAAGCAUGUGCACAAAUCGAUUGGUACAACAUGGUCUACAGGUUCGAUUACAACUCUUCAAGACACAGAACAAGGGCUGGGGUAUCCGCUGUUUGGAUGAUAUCGCCAAAGGCUCUUUUGUCUGUAUUUAUGCAGGCAAAAUCCUCACAGAUGACUUUGCAGACAAGGAGGGUCUGGAAAUGGGUGAUGAGUACUUUGCAAAUCUGGACCAUAUUGAGAGUGUGGAGAACUUCAAGGAAGGAUACGAGAGUGAUGCCCCCUGUUCCUCUGACAGCAGUGGUGUAGAUUUGAAGGACCAGGAAGAUGGCAAUAGUGGUACAGAGGACCCCGAAGAGUCCAAUGAUGAUAGCUCAGACGAUAAUUUCUGUAAGGAUGAGGACUUCAGCACCAGUUCAGUGUGGCGGAGCUAUGCCACCCGGAGGCAGACCCGGGGCCAGAAGGAGAAUGGACUGUCUGAAACAGCUUCCAAAGACUCCCGCCCUCCAGACCUCGGACCCCCACAUGUUCCGGUCACUCCCUCAAUCCCUAUAGGUGGCUGCAAUCCACCUUCCUCUGAAGAGACAUCCAAGAACAAAGUAGCCUCAUGGUUAAGCUGCAAUAGCAUCAGUGAAGGUGGUUUUGCUGACUCUGAUAGCCGUUCAUCCUUCAAGACUAGCGAAGGCGGGGAGGGCCGGGCGGGGGGGAGCAGAAUGGAGUCUGAGAAGGCAUCUACCUCAGGACUGGGCAUCAAGGAUGAAGGAGACAUCAAGCAGGCAAAAAAAGAGGAGCCUGAUGACCGAAACAAAAUGUCAGUAGUUACUGAAAGCUCUCGAAAUUAUGGUUAUAAUCCUUCUCCCAUGAAGCCUGAAGGACUUCGCCGCCCACCCAGUAAGACCAGUAUGCAUCAGAGCCGACGACUCCUGGCCUCUGCUCAGUCCAACCCUGAUGAUGUCCUGACACUGUCCAGCAGCACAGAAAGUGAGGGGGAAAGUGGGACAAGCCGAAAGCCUACUGCUGGUCAGACUUCAGCAACAGCGGUUGACAGUGAUGAUAUCCAGACCAUCUCUUCUGGCUCUGAAGGGGAUGACUUUGAGGACAAGAAGAAUAUGUCUGGUCCAAUGAAGCGCCAAGUGGCAGUAAAAUCAACCCGAGGCUUUGCUCUUAAAUCAACCCAUGGGAUUGCCAUUAAAUCAACCAACAUGGCCUCCGUUGAGAAGGGGGAGAGUGCACCUAUUCGUAAGAACACACGCCAAUUCUAUGAUGGUGAGGAGUCUUGCUACAUCAUCGAUGCCAAGCUUGAAGGCAACCUGGGCCGCUACCUCAAUCACAGUUGCAGCCCCAACCUGUUUGUCCAGAAUGUCUUUGUGGAUACCCAUGAUCUUCGCUUCCCUUGGGUGGCUUUCUUUGCCAGCAAGAGAAUCCGGGCUGGGACAGAACUUACUUGGGACUACAACUAUGAGGUGGGCAGUGUGGAAGGCAAGGAACUGCUUUGCUGCUGUGGAGCCAUUGAAUGCAGAGGGCGUCUUCUUUAGAGAAUGGCUUCCUGACCUUCAGAACCCUUCUCAACCUCAGGAACUAGGUCCUCCUGACUGUUGAACUCUGACCCCAAGUCUCUGGUCUAGCUACUCCCCUCAGCUCCUAGUCCAUAGAAAUGGGGGCACUGGAUCCAGAAAUCCCUUUCUUUGUGGUGCUAGCUGGCCGGAUCCCUUCUCCACCUCCUCAGGUGGGGAGAGAUUGUCACUGUAACCUAGGUCUGUUGUCCCUCAAGUCUUCCUGCCGCUCAUCCUGCCCAUCCCAUGUUUGUUCAAGUGUUCAUGCUUCUCACAGAUAUCAUUCCUGGAAUGGAGGCUGUGUAUCUACUACCCUUGGUUUGUAUUAUUUCUUGAAAGUCUUAACAAGAUGAUAAAACUAA